Messenger RNA from Agelaius phoeniceus (red-winged blackbird), 1577 nucleotides. The record is from RefSeq and is a predicted model, not a curated record. Lineage: Eukaryota; Metazoa; Chordata; Aves; Passeriformes; Icteridae.
GCGCUCGCGCUGGGCCUGGGCCUGGAGGUGUUCCCGUGCCCCCCUACCCCUCAGGGCCUUCUCCUCCGUCAGCUGCCGUUGCCUGGGUUCCUGUAUGUGCGACCGCGUCUCCAGCCCUAUGAGCAGAGGCUGGAGCUGCUGGCAGCUGGGGACACCUGGGUGCUCAGGGAGCUCCUCCACUCUGUUCCUGGGGAGGCAGGUAAUCCCAGAAGAUCUUUCUUUGCCAAACCCAGGGGCUGAUGCAUCCCCUUCCCUGCUCCGGUGCUGGACUCCUGCAUUCCAGGAGAGGUGUCCUGCUGGCAAUCAGUGGCUGAGCAGUGUGCUGCCCACUAUGGCUGGUGAGUCUGGGAGCAAACCUGGCUCUGUCCCCUCCCUCACAGCAUCCCUUCCCCAACAGAACACCAGGGUGCCCAUGGGCUGCUCCUCACGAUGCCAUGGCAUUCAGGUGUUGGUGGCAGCUCAGUUUCAGGGACCAGGAUGGUUUUGGGGUCAAGGUUGGUUUAGGAGGCUCCUGCACAAACCCAAGCCCAGCUCAGUGGAAAGCCUCAAGUCCAGCCACUCUGCUUCAUCCUCACCUUCCUCCUCCUCCUCAUCCUCUGCCAAGAGCUCCAGCUCUUCUCCUGGCACGAGCUUGGCCACCAGCUCCAUCUCCCUGUCUCCUGUGUCAGCAGUGGACAUCAGCGCCUCGCACAGUCCCCGGUGGGACAAGAGCUACGACGUCUGCAUCUGCCACAGCGAGGGGGACGUGGAGCUGGUGUCAGAGCUGGUGUCCUACCUGGAGGGCCAGCCCGAGAGCUUACGGUGCUUCCUGCAGCUGCGGGACGCGGUGGCGGGGAGCGCGGUGGUGACAGAGCUGUGUGACGCCGUGCAGAACAGCCACUGCUGGGUCAUGCUCAUAACCCCCGGCUUCCUGCAGGACCCCUGGUGCAGGUACCAGAUGCACCAGGCCUUGGCUGAGGCUCCCAUGGCCAACGGACGAACCAUCCCAGUGCUGAAGGACGUGGAUCGCAAGGACUAUCCCAGGGAGCUGCGGAACAUCUACUACAUCUACAUGGCGCUGAAGGAGAAGAGCUUCAGACAGAUCAGAGACACUGUCAUGCGCUACCUCCAGGAACUGUGCAAGAGCUCCACAAAAAGCAUGGAGUAGUGCUGGGAGCAGGCAGAUGCAUUCUCAUGGGCAUCAUGGAGCUGUUGCCGUUGGAUCUGGAUGUUGGCAUGUCCCAUUGGACCUUGAGGUCAAACCUGAGCUGCUCAGACCAGACCUGGGACCAAAGAUAGGGAGUUCUCCACAUCCAUGAGGGACAGCAGACUGGAGCCCACCACGUCAUGGUGGCCAAAAUCUCCUCAGCGGGAACAGGGACAUCCAUCACACAAACACUAAGCUCUGGUAUCGGGUGGUUCUCAGGGUCAUGAGAGCUCUUUACUGUGCUGGCAUUCUCUGUCCUGGGGGCUCUGGAACCCCUACUAAGCUGACAAGACGCCUGCUGGGCGCCUAUGGGCAGGACAAGAUAUGAGACAGGCAGUGACGCUGCACGGAAUCGUUGCGACUACGAAAAUGCAGAAGUUUUACAUUUUGA